GGUAUAGUCGUGGUUCGGUGGUUUAUUUACUAAAUUGCUAAAAUGAAAUUGAUAAUUCUUGCAUUGGCUGUUGCUGGAGUGUCUUGUGCACCUCAAUCACUUGACCAGUCCAAAGAGCCUGUACCCAUUGUGAGAUAUGAAAAUGAAGGGGUGAAUCACGACGGAUCUUACUCUUGGAAUUUCGAAACGGGAAACAACAUUAUAGCCCAAGAGCAAGGACAAUUCAAACCCGGCGACAAGCCCGAUGAAGGGGAAUUGGACGUGAGGGGUUCCUAUGAAUACACCGAUCCCGAAGGAAAGAAAGUCCAGAUCACUUACAUAGCGAAUAAGGACGGUUUUCAACCGCAAGGCGAUGUACUUCCCACACCUCCUCCCAUCCCGCCGGCAAUUCAGAGACUCCUGGAGUGGUUGGAGGCUCAUCCAGAGGAGAACCAGGAGAACGACGUUAGCAAAUAAUGAGUAUGGACGUUGAAUGUAUGGCAGUUUUUGUAUAUAAGUUGUAAAUAAUUUUUUUAUACCUACUUACUGUGUAUUUUAUGAAGUUUUCAAAUUAAAUAAAAAUUAACAAUAAGUGA
Molecule: messenger RNA, 575 nt
Organism: Phyllotreta striolata
Lineage: Eukaryota; Metazoa; Arthropoda; Insecta; Coleoptera; Chrysomelidae
Source: the annotation of a GenBank genome assembly